CGGCAAAAAUUCCUUAACUCAAGCAUACCCCGGCAAUGCCGCACACAACAACCACAAUCACACACAACCGAACCACACGACAACCACGACGCUGCUCACUCACUCUCCCUUCCAACGCCCGCCUCUUCCAAUCCAACUCGUUUUAUGACGACGCCAGCGCCGGCGGUGCCGGCCACAGCAGCCCGACUGGUGCAGGGGGUGCAGUGCGACUUCAAGCGGUUUGGGGAAGCCGCGGACAAGAAGAAGUGCGUCCUUGAAUUUGCGGAUGGGGGCGUGUUCUCCCGCAUUCGCAAGAGGGACAUUGAGGAGCCAAAGCCGGCGUUCAUGCCGGCAGAUGCCACGCCGGCCUGCCGCCCCCAGCCGGGGAACCCCACGGCGCACUUCUUUGUCGUGCACAUCACAAGCAAGCAUUCGGACAGCAAGAUUGGCGUGGGCAUUGUGCCGUGCUCGACGACGGAGCAGAGCACGUCCAACACGAGCAUGCAGGAGCACUCCAUCCGCUUCUACUCCGAUGGCCGGCUGUGCAAGCGGCGCCAGUUCCCGCUCAAGCAGCUGCCGCCAGCCAACAAAGGUUCUCGAAUCCUCGUUGUCUUGGACUGGCAACGAGGCAAGGUCAUCUUCUUCGUUGGCCACCAAUCCGACACACACAUGCAUGCUCUUUCCCACGCGGCGCAGCUGUACUCAUACCAGCAAGUGUGCACGUAUGCUCUCUCCCCUGACAUGAGCAAUGGCGUGAACCCGCUCGUUCUCCUGACAUACCCUGGCGACUGCGUGGAGUUUGUGCAUGAGCAGGAGUCUGCAGUGAAGGGCUUGCUUCUCGCCAGCUACAUGUCUGACAUCUCGCGCCACGACGAGCACGUGCAUCCCCUGCCAGACACGCAAGAAGUGGGCGUGAGCACGGAUCCAGCGGACCUAUCGGAAGCCGACGCCGCCAAGGCACUCAAGGAAUACGCACGUGCACCAUUCAAAGACGUCCUCGCCGCCCAACAAGCGCUUGAGGUUGCGUGCUCGGAGUUGGAGCAGCAGGCCGAAGAGAAGCUCUUGCAAGUGGAGCAUGCGACGCGCCGGUGCAAGAUGGAGGCUGACAUGGACACGCAUUUUGCCAUGCGCAACGCUCAAACGCUCGCAAACGCCUAUCUUCGCCAAGCACGCGUUGAAGUUGACAUGCACUACAGCGAACAGGCGGCCUUGCUGCGGCAACCAGAGCCCCAGGCACACCGCCACACAAUUGCCAGCAGCAGCAGCAGCAGCAGUCGGAGGAACAGCAGCAGUAACGGUGGCAGUGGCGGUGCUGUGCGUGCGGUUGCCAACGGGCACGUGGCAAAGCGGAGCAAACACGGGAGCAGGAGUGAUGGUGAUGGCGUGUCGUCACAGGAAUUGCAGUCGCUCGUACGAGAGGAGUUGGCCAAGUGCAAGCUGAUGCUCGAGUACCUUGACAGCAUCGCCAUGCAGCCGCCUCGCAAGGCACACGCACUCCCCCCGCAGCUGGCUGGCCUGCAGUCGCGCCCGCGCUUCACCCCUGCAGAUGUGAGCAGCUUACCAUCGAGCGUGCAGUGCGUGGAUGUGCAGUCGUUUGUAUCGGAACAGGGCGGCGUCAACGACCACAAUGCCUUGCCGAUUCAGCACACGGACGAUGUCAUCCAGCUGUGAUGACUGCAUCUGCGACACGAGACACACCUUCUGUUUGUCUCAGCCUUCCUCGCUCGCUUGCUCGCUCGCUCGUACUAGCUUGGCUGACUGACUUGCUUUGCGCACUUCUAAUAAUCACAAUCGUUUAAUGGCAUGUGCUGGGCGCGUUGUAUUGCGUUUUGCUAUGUCCCCUGCAUAAGUAAAGAUGUAACACGAC
Messenger RNA from Salpingoeca rosetta, 1846 nucleotides. RefSeq lists its product as uncharacterized. Gene Ontology annotation, molecular function: protein binding. The transcript is spliced from 5 exons. The record is from RefSeq and is a predicted model, not a curated record. Bases 145 to 1650 code for a protein of 501 amino acids. Lineage: Eukaryota; Choanoflagellata; Craspedida; Salpingoecidae.